UAUUUUAAGCUGGAGCUCCGUUACAUGAAUAGACCUAUGGUAUAAUGAAGAUAAAAUUAAGCAAUUUCAAAUAAAACAAGGACAAAUUUGGACAUUUCCCCUUCCAUCUAUCAAGUGCACCCUUAAUGAAAUUCCCCUUCAAAAGUUGGUGUAGCGUGGCAAAGAAAGGUCAAACGUACAAAAAUCAACUGCCACUAAGAAGCAAUUGGAGAAUUUGGUGGAAGAUAAAAGGGGAUUCAGAUGAAGAAAAGUCAGAACCAUUCAUGAAAUUCGUGGCCCCGGCAAAUUGUCCAAUAGAUUUUUCGCAUAUAUCUUCACAAAGCUCAAGUAUCCUUAAAUAGCUAUCUGCCUAUUUAGUAUCUGUAAAAUAAAUACGUGGCUAUUUUCUUGAUCUUUCUUUCUGUUCCAGUCUUGUUAGAACUGAACUCUGUCUUUCUUUAUCCUUUGCAGAUGAUAUCACAAAGUCCCUGAUAAGGUGAGCAUAUCAUGGUUCGACAAUGUUAAGGCUUCAGAAUCCACUAGCCUUUUGCAGCUGCCAAUCAUUUCCGGAUACUAGUUUGCUGCAUGAAGCCGUUCCUUGCAAGACUAAAUAUGUUCAUCCUUUGAUUGGUAGUCGUAGUUCUGCUAGCCUUCUGAGUUCUCCUAAAGGAGUCAGCACUUCUUCUUGCUCUUGGAAUUGGACAAAGCUGCUGAAAACUUAUAGGCUCUUUCAGCAUGCCGCUUCAUAUAGAUUGUUGUGCCGGUCACAAGAUGCCACUUCACCUGAAAAUGAGUAUCGCUCCUCUCGAAAUAUAGCUAUCAGCCUGUUUAGGCGAUACAAGAAUUUUCUUGAGCGUGGAGGAGGUGACAACCUAAAAGAGUUCAUCAGUGCUGGUGUAAAUGCAUAUGCUUUGGGAUCUACUGAUGAAGGAUUGAGGAAAGAGCUGAUUGCUUUGAAGGAAUGUGGGGCUGAAAUUGAAGCCAUGGAAACAUAUGGAGGAAGUACCACCCUGAAGUCCAAGAUUUCAUCUGAGGAGGUUGAUGAGUGUAUUAUGUGGUUGAGCAUUAUAUUCAUCACCAUUCUAUGUACACCUCAACCAACUAUAGUUCGAUGGUCAUCCACUCCCCCAGUUUCUGAUGAAAUGAUAGUCCACUGGAAAGGCUUCUGUGCAAUCAUAGCAAACGCAUACUUUGUGAGAGGAAUGGCAUGGCUUCCAGUGAAGACUCUCCAACUAGAGCAAAUGGCAGUUGUGGGUCAUGCUGAAGAGCCAUCACUUGUUGCUAGCCGGAUGAGACUAGUUUUUACCACUCUGGAGGUUGUGAGUCCACAAUGGCCUAGAGGAUGAAGCAGUUUAUUUAGAAUUCGGACAGCAAGAUAUCUCUUUACAUUUCUUUCCUUUGUCCAAAAAUAUUCUGCUAAAGAAAUGUUUGCUUGACAUGAAAAUACUCCAGAGGCUGAUCUCUGUCAACUCGUACUUGAACAUAUUGCUAGGCUACUUUCAUAGUGAGUUAGAGCAUAUAAGAAUAUCAAAAACCAUAUAACUGACAUGUACCUAAAGUGUAAUUCUGAAUUCUGAUUUAGAUCAAAACAGGCUGUCCAACAGGGUCAGGUCAAUAAUC
This is a messenger RNA of Nicotiana tabacum (common tobacco), 1599 nucleotides long. RefSeq lists its product as uncharacterized. Lineage: Eukaryota; Viridiplantae; Streptophyta; Magnoliopsida; Solanales; Solanaceae. The record is from RefSeq and is a predicted model, not a curated record.